CAAAAAUAUUUUUUCAUUUAUUUUCAAUUUUUAUUCUCCAAUUUUUGAAGUGUAAAUUGUAAAAUUAACUUCCGCGUAAUUGGUUCCGGUGGCUUUGGAAAACAGAUUGGAAGGACUCUCGCAAAUGCUGUGCACUUGAAUCCUUUUUUUAAUUUCAAUGACGCUACGGUUAAAAAAUUGUGAGAUUCAAUUUCAACGUGAAGUAGAUUUUCAUGACAAUAUUAUCCGUUUUUAUGAUGACCAAAGAAAAGAGUAUAUGUUAGUAAUGGAAUAUGCCGACAAUGGAACUUUCCGAAAAUAUUUGAAGGAAAAUUUUGAAAAUCUCACUUGGAAUGACAAAUUUAAUCUUGCAUUCCAGUAUCAUGUUUACAUAUUAAAUAAAGGGAUCAUGCAUCGUGAUUUGCACUCCAAUAACGCUAAAGCUAGCAGAUUUUGGUUUAUCAAGAAGAAUUGAGGAAACAUCUAACUCUCAAUCAAAAACAUUUGGAGUAAUUUCUUAUACUGAUCCAAGAAGCUUUAAUAGAAAUACAUCAACAUUAUACUUAUUAAAUAAAAAAAGUGA
Rhizophagus irregularis DAOM 181602=DAOM 197198 is the source of this 562-nucleotide messenger RNA. The record is from RefSeq and is a predicted model, not a curated record. NCBI's taxonomy places the organism in Eukaryota, Fungi, Glomeromycota, Glomeromycetes, Glomerales, Glomeraceae.